Messenger RNA from Schistocerca cancellata (South American locust), 4714 nucleotides. Its product is annotated as mitochondrial 2-oxodicarboxylate carrier. The transcript is spliced from 8 exons. The record is from RefSeq and is a predicted model, not a curated record. Bases 224 to 1168 code for a protein of 314 amino acids. NCBI's taxonomy places the organism in Eukaryota, Metazoa, Arthropoda, Insecta, Orthoptera, Acrididae.
GUCGCGAGGACUUUUCUCAGUAAUGUUACGUGUGACGACGAUAACAAAGCGGUCUUAAUUCUAGUACUGAAAAGGAGGGCCAGCCACAAGUCAUACCUUUGAAACUGCCGUGCUGCGCGGUAUGAUACAAGCUGUGAGGGCUCCCUGCCAGGCAGCUGAAGAGAGCGCGUCUUCCUGUGUGUGGCAGUGACACUGGGACCUGCACUGGCAUUAGUGGCCCACAAUGUCGGACGGCACCAAGCUGCUCAAGCAGGCUGCCAUGCAGAUAGCUGCAGGUGGCUCUGCAGGAUUUGUGGAAGUAUGCAUCAUGCACCCUUUGGACCUGGUGAAGACACGAUUCCAACUGCAGGGAACGCGCCAUGCGGCACCUUCCCUGGCUGGCAGCGUACAGCACUACCACUACACAGGUAUCCUCGACUGUAUGCGGACAAUGUACCGCCAUGAGGGUUUUUUCUCCUUCUGGAAAGGCGUCAUACCACCCGUACUUGUCGAGACACCAAAGAGGGCAGUGAAGUUUUUUACAUUUGAACAAUAUAAGCGGUUCUUUUUAUUUGGCGCUCCGGCACCUACACCAAUAACAUUUUCCUUGGCAGGUCUGUGUGCUGGCAUUACUGAAGCAAUUCUGGUUAAUCCAUUUGAGGUUGUCAAAGUGACACUCCAAUCUAAUAGGUCACAUCUCAAAGAAACCCCUAGCACAUGGUCUGUUACCAAGGAAAUAAUCAGAACCCAGGGGUUGGGGCUCCGUGGAUUGAACAAAGGAGUGACUGCAACUAUUGCUCGCAAUGGAGUCUUCAAUAUGGUUUAUUUUGGCUUUUAUCAUUCAGUCAAGGGAUUACUUCCAGAAUUUCAUUCUCAUGAAUUGCAGGAUUCAGUGCAGGAGUUUCUACGCAAAGUGGGUAUCGGCUUUGUGUCGGGCACUCUAGCAUCCUGUGUCAACAUCCCAUUUGAUGUUGCCAAGAGCAGGAUCCAAGGUCCUCAGCCAGAACCCGGUGUCAUAAAAUACCGCACGACACUUGCAUCGAUGGUAAUUGUUUACAAAGAAGAGGGAUGGAGAGCACUUUACAAGGGAUUGUUACCGAAAGUCCUCCGCCUUGGUCCUGGUGGAGCUAUUAUGCUGGUCGUUUAUGACUACAGCUAUAACUACCUCAGUACCAGAUUCCCCGAUUAGUGUCUGUCGCACGCUGUAUCAAAACCUAGCCCUUACCUAAUUCUUUUUCCAUGCCUAACCUUUGCUUAAUGCCAUGAUCUGCUAUUAGAAGUGUGCAAAUAUCUGUCGCAUUGAUUACAUAUAUUCACUUUAGCGUACUGCUACACUAAACAACACUAAUAUUUGAAACCUGACUUUCUUUUAUAUCCUUUCAGAAUAUUAAGAAAUUUGUUAACUACAAGUUAGAGCCAUAUAUUUAUUAAUUGCAACUUUAGUGUACGUAAUAAUGUCUUCGUAAUCCCAAAUGUACACAGAAACCCCUCUACCCAUAAAACCAAAAAUGUUACCUUACAAGCUGCAAAAUGGCAUCUGUUUCCUUCUUUUCUGUUAUAGUUGUUUCUCUUGCAAAAGCGAGAAUCCAGUGAUAUAGGCAGCAAUUAUAAAAAUCUGGACAGCUGUAAAUUAUACCAAUCCAUUUCGUUUAAAUUACAGAACAUGAACUGAGUCAAGGAAAAAAAACAGCCCAUUAGUUAUUUGUUGGUCUAAAAUAACAACUUAUAACAUAAAACACAACUUUUCUUCCUUUGAUAAUGCAUUGGUCAGUUCACCAUAGUUUUACCUCUGAUUUUUCUUUACUGCCAAUAGUUAGAGCAACAGCAGUUCAAGAUUUAACAUCAAACUUUAUGAUGACAUUUUUCAAAGUUUCCAUUUUCUUUUACUUCUAGAAAAUUACUAUUUUUUAUUCAAGAUUAUAUUUAUCCAUAACUAAGUUAACUCUGCUUCAGAAAAAAGUAAAUAAAUAAAAAAUUUAUUUUAAGAUAUGAAACAGAAGUAAUAUAGCAGCAGUUUGAUUCUUGUAUGUUGUUGAUAACUUCCUGUGCUAGUAAUGCUCCUUGUUUCAAAAGGUUCCAAAUAAAACCUGCUCUAAAUUUUUUACUGCAGCAUCUACAAGAAUAAUGAAAUGUAUGAAUUAUACUAGUCAUCAAAUACUGAAUUUUAAAUGCUGGUCAUGUAACAUUCCUUCAGAAUUAAUAAUUUUAUUUACACAAUUAAGAAACUAUAUUUGAACAGGCUAAGCUAGUGUACUGAGGAUCUUUUAAUUCCUGCUUUCUAUAAGUAAUUUUGUUAAGUUUGGGAGCAGAGUUUAUAUUUAAAAAAUUCUUUUUGUGGAAUUUGACAGCAAUAAUUUCAGGAAAUUCUAGUCAGUAAAAUCAUACUGAUCUGAAUAUAUAUUGAUCUGAAUAUUUUUACAAUGCUAUUAUUAUUAGGCAGAUCUAUCUGUGCAUCACUUAUUCAUCUGACACUCACUAGUGACAAUCAGGAUUUUUCUAUUUCCAUGUCAUCACAAGCCAGUGAAAUUUAAAUGCAGGCAUGACACAUUUUAGUCCUUUUAAAGUACACUCUACAUCCAAGUCCCAGUUUCAUCAUCCAUGUGUUCACUUUUGCCGUGUUUCGUUUGGCUGUUUCUUUCUUGUAAAUGUCUUACAAUUCACUUGGUAUGAUCCCUUGUGCUCGUGCUGUUUUUGCAGAAAAUUUGUUAGGAUGUUAAGGUAUUUCCAUGUUUGACAAAUGUCAAAUUUUCUUCCUGAUACCAAAACAGCUCCUAUGGAGUGGUGACAAUUUGUGUGGAUGCUACAAGUGUUCUGGAAUAGUGUGUGUGUAUGUGGCUUGCUGGAUUUGCAACCUGUGUAAUGGCAAGAUGAUAGGUUUGCUUAUGAAGUUAACCUGAAACAUUAAAAGAGAAAUACAAAACAUAUCAAUUGUACCUGUUGCUCAUAAGAGCUAAGGAAAAGGCAUUUUAUUGUAUCUCAAUUAAUGAAGUAAAGACUGAAGAGCUCCAUAAUUUGUGAUGCUAUUUUAAACUAUGUGAUGUUCUAUUUAGUUUUAUCAAGAACUGAUGAUUAUGUUUAUUUUUGCAGUAUAAACAAAAUUUUGGAAAUUCAUGCUAUGAGUGUAACUAAGAUAAUUAACUACCCAUAUUUUAACUGUCUUGCAAGGGUGGUUAAAAAAAGUUAUAAUGUCGAUUGUCUUAGAAUUGAAUGCUCAUGUUGCCAAAGUUACUGGAUACACAAAGCAUACAAGUCUCAUUUUUGUACAUUGGGAUAUAGAAAAACUGUUUGAAGUGUCUGUAAUCUUAAGUUUUUUUUCUCAAUUUAAACUAACAUAUUUUGCAUGUAAAAGGAAAAGCUAAUUGUCUUGGUACUAAUGCAUAAAUAUUUUGCAGAUAGUCAUCAUUUUAUGUUUAUGUAGGAACAAUUGUAUUUGUUAUUAGUUUUCAGUUUUAAUUACACUUGCUGUAAAUUCAUAAAUCUUUAAUGAGACACAAUAUAUGGAACAAAAGUUCCUGAUUUAAUUUUGAGACAGAAAUGACAGGUACAGGGAAGAUCAAUUCAGGUGUUUGUUCUUAAAAAGCUUGAUCAUUUUUCAAGAAAAUUUUGAAAGAUGGAAUGUUGUGCUACUAAGUAUUGAGUCUAAAAAUUAACAAAACACCAUUUUGGCUUUUAUCUAUCGAUUUAUAUAAUGUUCCUCAUAGAGAUCGAUACUGUUUAGUGCACAGAGAUAGAUAGUUGACUGAUAGAUUUGUAGGUGUCAUAAGAUUAUUGGUUAUAUUACUGAGGGUAAAGUGCCUGCAAAUGAAUGAAUAUAAGAUGUGAUAUGCACUGGAACUAACACACAGAGAAUGAAAAGUAAAUAGUUAACCUUUUCACAAAUCAUGCUUCCGUUCUGUACUAUUGUUUCUUUGUGCCAUUUACUAAGACAUUUGUUUCUGAAAACAUUAUCAAACUCAUAUGCUCAAGUUCUAAUAUGUGUUUAUAUGGGCUGCUACUGUAAAACAAAGCAAUGUUUAAAAAACACAGCAGAUAUUUCACAUUUAUCAUAAUGAUGACUUUAUAGUAUGUGCCUUAUCAAAGUGUUUUGACAAAUCUCUUAUUCUAUCUUUAGGCAUAACAUUUGUUAUUCUUUACAAAAUAAGGACUGUGCCAAACUUAUAUAAGUCUGAUGUGGAUCUUCACAAUAUUAAGCCAAAGAGUUAAUAACUUGCUUAUCAAUGAUCAAACUUUUGAAAGUUAAUAAUAGACACAAUAAUAGCACUUGGCAAAAUUUAAUAAUCACCAACAUGGACAAAAAUGAAGAAAAAUAUGCAGGAUAAUUUAUGUUGAAGUGACAAGCUGAAAGGAUGUGCCCAGGCAGGAAGAUGUCAGAUUCUGAGAAAAAACUUGCCAUUUAUUUUAUUUUUUGCCUGGGAGUGAAUGACCUUGCCUGUUUGUUUUGUUCUAAAAGAUGGAGAAAACUUUAUUUUUGUCAAGUGCAGUCAUUCUAUCUUUCACUCAGUUUGAGCAGUCUUACUUGACAUGUAUGUUAUGCUUUAUAUAUGUUAAUGAUUUGCUCUACUGCCUUAUAAUUGAUGCAAUUAAUUCUGUGAUCAUCAGUUGACAGGGGCUACUGUAGAAGGUGUAUGCAUUGAACAUUGUUGUACUGUUAAAGUUAUGAAAACAUUUUUAUAUUGUGUUGUACAAAACUGCAGUGUACUUUGUGGGAACAUAAAGAAUUUUCUGCGCUACAGAA